Lycium ferocissimum is the source of this 1772-nucleotide messenger RNA. RefSeq lists its product as uncharacterized. NCBI's taxonomy places the organism in Eukaryota, Viridiplantae, Streptophyta, Magnoliopsida, Solanales, Solanaceae. The transcript is spliced from 3 exons. Bases 200 to 1588 code for a protein of 462 amino acids. The record is from RefSeq and is a predicted model, not a curated record.
AACAAGAAAAGGACUCUUCCCUCUUUUUACUCCACACUCCACUCUCCCACCGGUUUUCACAUUUCAUUAUUCUAAAGCAAAAAAGCCCUCUCUGCCUCUUAGACUAAAGAGUAAAGAGAGAUGCCCAUCCUUUUUUACUUAUAAAAACCACUCUCCCCAACAUUUCCCUUUUACAGUAUUAGCAUCUCUCUUUCUUGCCAUGGCCAAAAGUAGAGGAAAUUCCAGUAUUAAGCACUCCCAAACCAGCAAGAAGAGAAAAGAAGAGAAACCACAUUCAUGGGCAGUUGUAAGAAGCCUCUUUACUUGUAAACACCUACAAGUUGAAAUAUUGAAAGAAGAGAAAAAUAAUCCUAAAGGCCAUGAAGGUGAACGCGUCGAUGACAACAACAAUAACAACAAAAAGGGCAAGAAACAAGAGAAAAAUCCUAAAGGCCAUGAAGGUGAACGUGUCGAUGACAACAACAACAACAAUAACAGCAAAAAGUGCAAGAAACAAGAGAAAAAUCCUAAAGGCAAUGAAGGUGAACGCGACAACAACAAUAACAAUAACAACAAAAAGAGUAAGAAAAUGAAGUGUUCCGGCUCCAUAUGUAGCCACACUAAGGUCGUGCAUAGGCCCGAGCCAUCGCCAUCGCCUCCCAAAGGACGUAAAAAUAUUGAUGGCUCGUCGAAUAGAUCCAUCAAAGUAUAUAAUAAUGGCACUAGUAGUUUUUCUUCUUCUGCUGCUUCUGCUUCUGCUUCUUCGUCUUCGUUACUCUCAAGUUCUCCCACUGCUUCAUCUUCGAUAAGAGGAAUGCCAUUCAGAAAGCUUUCGGGUUGCUAUGAAUGUAGAAUGGUUGUUGAUCCAAUAGCUAGGGAUCCUUCUUUGAGAUCAACUAUUUGUUCUGAAUGUGGAGAAAUCUUUAUGAAACUUGAAAAUUUGGAACUUCAUCAAGCUGUUAGGCAUGCUGUAUCUGAAUUGGGUCCAGAAGACACAAGUAGAAACAUAGUGGAAAUAAUAUUUCAGUCAAGCUGGUUGAACAAAAAGACCCCAGUAUGCAAGAUUGACAGAAUCUUGAAAAUCCGCAAUACUCCUAGAACUAUCUCAAGAUUUGAGGAGUACAGAGAGGCUAUCAAGGCUAAGGCAACUAACCUCGCCAAAAAACACCCACGUUGUAUUGCAGAUGGUAAUGAACUCUUAAGGUUCCAUUGCACAACAUUCAUGUGUUCCCUUGGCCUAAAUGGCUCCUCAAAUUUGUGCACUGUCCCAAAUUGUAAUGUGUGUACUCUCAUCAAAAAUGGAUUCAAGAUGGCAACUACUACUGAUCAUGGUACAAAGAAAGGUAUAUUCACGACCGCGACGAGUGGGAAGGCACACGACAACACGAGAGUUGUGUCGAAUGAGGAGGAUGACAAGAGGGCAAUGUUAGUUUGCAGAGUGAUUGCAGGAAGGGUGAAGAAAAAUUUGGAUGGAAAUAAUAGUAAUAAUUUGGAGGAGUAUGAUUCCAUUGCUGGAGCUGCUGGAGUUUAUUCCAAUUUGGAUGAGUUGUAUGUUUUUAAUCCUAAGGCUAUAUUGCCUUGCUUUGUUGUAAUUUACAAGGGUUUCUAGUAAGAUACUGAUUAAUUAGGACGUUGUUUUCCUUCUUGUUCUGUGACAACAAUAUUUUUCAUUUGUUUUUGUUCAAAUGAAUGAAGAUGUGUCAAUAACUUCCCGUCUAUGUACUUGUUCGUAAGUUAUUUGUUUGAUUUACUUUUGUCAACGUAUAUAAAAGGUUAUGGCACUUUCACAGUGA